AUGUCUUCACCAUCUACACCACACUCGACGCGUUCCGCAUCGCCGGGCGACUCUCCGAAAAUCAUUACACCCGGUCAGAAAAUCAAGGCCUUGAUGGCCGAGUUUGACAGUGAUUCAGAAGAAGAGACCCAAAUUGCUAAGUCAACAAGUGCUGUUUCCAAGCUCAACCUCUGUGAAUCUAUAUCCUCUAAGACAAGCACCAACCGCCUUGCACACGACUCGGGCUCUGAAACUGAAGAUGAUGUCGCCCGGCCAAAGGGCCGUAUGGCGGCUCGGAUGCAGGGUGACAAACAGACAUCACCUCAGUCUCAUAACGACUCAGCGAUUCCUCAUGCCCCUCGGACGGAGAAUGCUCAAGCCACAGAGGAAAGAAAGCUCGAGGUUGAAGUGACAACCAAUGAAUCUAGCGACGACGAUUUACCCACGGCAGGUCCGAGAAGAAGAACCAAAGCGAAGUCGAAUUCGUUGGAACCUGAAGCAUCCCAAACUCCUGCCCGAUCAGAAUCGCCCCUCUUUGUAUCCUCUCCCGGCGAACCUGAUGGAGAGUCAGACAACGAAACCAAUAAUACUGAAAAGACAAAGGCAAAUGAUCGCUUCCUAUCUCUGGUCGCCAAAAAGCGCAAGGAACGCGAGGACCGGGAAAAGGCGGAGGCUGAAAAGAAAGCCGCAAGAAGAUCUCAGAUGGAACACUUCAGUUCUGAGGUUCUCUCCGGCGAAGAAAGUGGCGCUGAAGACCCUGGAUCAGCACACAAACUUUCACAGAAAGCUCGCCAGCCCCGAAAGGCUAGCAAGAAGGCAUUGGAUGAAAUGAGACAGGAAACUCAGCGCAUGAGUCGAAACAUGCAACUAGCUCAUCAGGCCCAGACGAAAAAGAAGAUCACCAAGGAGAGUCUUUUUGCGAGGUUCAACUUCAUGCAACCUGAACCUCCAAUCGGCCAAGCCGGAGCGAAUUCGUCGAUAAAUAAUUCACAAAACACGUCCGAUGGAGAUCUACGCACUCAAAACAAAGAGACCCCGCAAACGUCUCCGGCUCGCCUCUCCGAUCAAACCAAAGCCAACGUUGAUUCCGAGAACUUACCCGCCGACAUGGACGUGGACGACGACGACGAAGAUCUCUCCGACCUUAAGGACCUCAUCACACAGGUCAGGCAAGAUCGCUCUGAUCCAUCUGAGGUACCUAUCGCUAAGGAUUCAUCCAAUGAAGCGAAUGCCGCCAAACCCAGGCCAGCUUCAACAUCCACCCAGCGUCCCUUCCGCGUCAGGAUAUCUCGACAGCAAAUUGCGGAGAGGCAGAAGAACGAUGAUUCGGACGAAGAACUUGAGAUUGUGACUUCUCCUGGAAAGUGCCGCCGACUCGCUGCUUUUGAAAAUCUCCCCACCCGACAAAAGCAAGAGAGUCCCGCCAUGCUCAAGCUGAAGGCCUUGGCUCACUUGACAAACAAGAAGGAAGGAGAUUCAAUGAGCCCCGCGGAGCUUUCGGCAAGCCUUUUACGGCGUGCCAGACAACAAGCUGUCAAGGAACGCAGGGAACGCAUCGAAGAGCUCCGAGCUAAAGGCGUUGUCAUCGAGACAGCCGAAGAGCGUGCGGCUAUGGAAGAUGACAUGGAGAACCUCGUGGAAAAAGCACGCAAAGAAGCCGAAGAGAUUGCCCGGUUGGAAAGAGCCUCCAAGAAGAAAAAUAAUGACGAUGACGACGAAGAUGAAGAUGACGACUAUCAGUUGUCCGGCUCUGAUGACGACGACAAAAACAACGUCGGCCAAGAAGGGGAUGAAGACGAUGAGGAUGAUGAGGACGAAAACGACAGCAUUAAUGGCGGCGAAUUCGUUGAGCAAGAGGCGGACGAAGAUGACGACGAAGACAGUGAUGAUGUACCUUCAGAUGCAGAGGUGCCUUCCACCAGGCGAAAGCGCCCCACCCGAGUCAUCAGCGACGACGAAGAUGAAGAACAAGUCCAUGUACCAUCAACGCCCGUGAAAGCGCCAAGUCACACCUCUCGUUCGGCUGAACGUCCGAAGUUCCCUGCCGGAAAGGGAACUCCUGGAGAUAUGUCUCUAGGUCUGACUCAGGCCUUUGCUUCCACAUUGGAUGGCGAUGCUUUUGGCAGUCAACCUGGCUCUGCAACGAUACCAUUCACUCUUCCUGAUCCCGGCCAGCCUACGGCACAACUUCGUAAGGAGGAUUCCGAAAUUCUUGCACCAGAUAGCCAACCCCUGGUUCAUGAGAAGGACUUCGCCGACAACUAUUCGCAGAAUGUGACUCGUGUAUCAGAGUCACCUGCUCCUUAUGCUUUCUCGGAGUAUUCCCAGUCGCAACUGCCUGAUCCAACUCAGGAUGAAGGCUUUGUAUUCUCGCCAUUUGACCCCGCUAAAAGGUUCAGAGACACUCCGCCAAUGUCUACGGUGGAUACCGUUCUCGUGGGUCAAACCCAGUCGCCCGUAGCAGAUCGCAAGCGCAAGAUGCUGCGCCGAGGACGUGCGAAUGAGCUGCCUCAAUUCAAUGAGAAGGAGGAUGAUUUCGAAAUCAACCCCACUGCUUUUGAUGUCAUGAAGAAGACGAAGGCAAAGAAGAAGCAAGCCGAGAAUUAUGACAAGAAAAACAGCAAGGCCAAAGACAUCAUCGACGAAGCUGCGGAAGAAUCUGAGGAUGAGUAUGCAGGUCUUGGUGGUAACAGUGACGAAAGUGACGGUGAAGAAAAUGCCAUGGAUCAACAAAUGAUCAAUGAUAACAGCGGCGAGGUGGUUGAUGAGAAACAACUGGCUGCUCUCAAUGCUGUUCAUGAUCGUAACCGCGAUGAGAAGGAUGUUGCUAAUUUGAUGCGAGACAUCACUACAGGAGCCCUACGCCGUCGCAAGAAUGCAGAUGAUGAUCUCGAUCUUGACGACUCCGAUGAUGAGCAUCUAGCGCGUCGUCGCGAGAAGCAACGCGAGUUUGCCAAGAUGCGUCGUGCUCUGCUUGCCGACGAAAAGAUCGGCGAGAUUGCCGAGAACCCCAAGAAAGCAGCCUUCUUCAAAGCAGUUGAAGACCGCGAAGUGGAGGAUGAUUUCAAUAUCGACUUCCUCGAGGAAGAACAGGACGGGUCCCAGGAGAUGUCUCAGGACGUGCCUUCGGAAGGACAGUCAAAUGAUGCAGAGAACAAACUCAAGCGGCCUCUCGAGCAAUCCACUGAAGAUACAACAAACCGACCACCGCCUCAUCUACGCCGCACCCGCCCCAGCGCAGCGUCCAAGAAACCAGCCACUUUAGCCGAAAUUCGUGAAACACUAUCGUUCCUCACUGAGACACCUGAGUAUGACUCCUUCCGUGAGGAUGCAUCUCUCGAUGAAGGAGAACACGAGGAAGGCGAGGAUACGCCGUCAGAGGGUGCAACCGAAGAAGAUCCUGGCGACAACACCUUCGCCAAACCGAGCAACCCUCGCCGCACUCGUGGAGUCGUCGUCGACCGUCUCGCCCUUCUUCGCCAAGCAUCAUCCAAUUCCGCGAACACAAAUCCCGGAGCAAACUCCAAGGUUGCAUUCCACAAUGGCGGUGGUGAGGGACCCAUUGGAUUCCGUCCACCUCAACUGCUACGCCGCGUUACCACCGGUAGUUCGUCUUCCAGUAACUCCAACUCAUCCAAUCGCGUUUCCAAGGCUCCUGCUUCUGGUCCAAAGAAGGGCGGUGCUGUCAAUUCAUACACAGCGGCGCGUGAGCGCGAGCGCGAGAAGGAACUUCGCAUCAAGGAACGCAAUAGCGGCUCAAACAUUGCCAAAUUGCUGGGCAAGCAUACUGGCGGUGGCCUAGGUGCAUUGGGCAAAGGUCAAUGGGACUGA
Messenger RNA from Penicillium salamii, 3810 nucleotides. The record is from the annotation of a GenBank genome assembly. NCBI's taxonomy places the organism in Eukaryota, Fungi, Ascomycota, Eurotiomycetes, Eurotiales, Aspergillaceae.